AUGGAUGUCAGUGAUGUAAAAAUAUUGAUCCUUGGUGCCGGUGGUCUUGGAUGUGAGAUUGUCAAGACAUUGGCGCUGUACGGUUUGCCAGAAUUACAUAUUGUCGAUAUGGAUACCAUCGAAUUGACCAAUUUGAACCGUCAAUUUCUAUUCAGUACCCGUGAUAUUGGCAAACCAAAAGCGUCUGUAGCUGCAGAAGCUAUCAAUAGAUUGCAAAUACCUUGCAAGAAUGGAGUUACAGGUUUUGUGCAUGUGGUGCCUCACAAUCAAGAUUUGACUCAGUUCAACGAUGACUUCAUCUCACAAUUCGAUAUAAUCGUAUCCGGACUCGAUUCUAUCGAGGCAAGACGUUGGAUCAACUUCAAAUUACACGAUGUAACUGUCAAAUCCAACUUCAAGACCGUAAUACCUUUCAUAGACGGUGCCACGGAGGGACUUAUGGGUAACUGUAAGCUCAUAGUGCCUGGGUUCACCUCAUGUUACGAAUGUUCUCUUUCCACGCUGCCGCAAAAUACAGAAACUUAUCCGCUCUGUACACUUGCAUCCAACCCAAGAACCCUAGCACACUGCAUUCAAUACGCUUCCAUCAUUCUCUGGCCUCGAGAAUUUCCUAACAGACCUCAUGACUUGGAGUCUCCCGAUGAUCUACAGUGGUUGUACGAAAAAUCAUUACAUAGAGCGGAGGAAUUCAACAUACACCAUUCAACUCUAACAACAAGAUACGUUCUGGGCGUACUAAAAUCUAUUAUACCCAGCGUUACUACUACAAACUCAAUCAUUGCUGGUCAAUGUUGCAAACAAGCUAUCGACUUACUCACUGAUAAAAUCGAUAUUGAGACAUGUCCAACUUUCACGAUGUAUAAUGGAGAAGCUGGUGCAACCAUGUUCUCUUACAGGCAUGAAAGGGAUGCUAGUUGUACCGUGUGCAGCGUGUUCGCAUAG
This is a messenger RNA of Kluyveromyces lactis, 942 nucleotides long. RefSeq names its product NEDD8-activating protein UBA3 (gene UBA3). Gene Ontology annotation, biological process: protein neddylation. Gene Ontology annotation, molecular function: NEDD8 activating enzyme activity. Gene Ontology annotation, cellular component: nucleus; cytoplasm. Lineage: Eukaryota; Fungi; Ascomycota; Saccharomycetes; Saccharomycetales; Saccharomycetaceae. The transcript has a single exon. Bases 1 to 942 code for a protein of 313 amino acids. The record is from RefSeq and is a predicted model, not a curated record.